AUGAACCAUUUUGUUCCCGUCUUCGAAAUGGAGGACGACGAUGGAAUCCCUUCUUCUUCGGCCUUCAAUGGCCUCAAGAAAUCAUCCGCGUCUGAGGACGACAUCAUGGAGCUACUCUGGCAGAACGGCCAAGUUGUUGUCCAGAGCCAAACGCAGAGAUCUCUCAAGAGAUCCCCCAAACACGACGGCGGCGGCGGCCUGAACCCAGCCGACCACUCAGCGUUCAAGGAGAUCCGGCCGUCUUUCCAUGACCAUCCUGCUCUGCCUGCUCCCCACCUGUUUAUGCAAGAGGACGAGAUGGCCUCCUGGCUUCAUUACCCCAUCCACGAACCCAAUUUUGAUCAGGACCUCUGCGCCGAUCUCCUCUAUCCAGCUGCCCCCUGCAUCACCGCCGCUCUCACCGCCGCCACAGGCACCGCCUCAGCGACGACCAACGUCGGCGGUCCUCCUGUUCGCCCCUUGCAGAAUCAGCACUUGGCCGUCGCCAGGCCGCCGAUUCCUCCCCCUAGGAAGCCUGAUGUGGUUCAGAACUUCGCGCACUUCUCCAGGCACAGAGCGGCCGCGGUCAGGGGAAACAUGGCUGAAUCAGGACCUUCUAAUUCCAAGACGGUGGUGAGGGAAUCCACGGUCGUUGACUCAAGCGAUACCCCGGCGCUGCGGCUUAAUUCUCGAGUCUCGGAGGCUUUUGUGGCCGCUUCGAUCAGCGACAAUCUUGGCGGAACCCUGAGCGUGUCGGCAGCUGGCGUGAGCGGCGGCGCUGGGCACGGAGCGAUGGCGGCGGGUCCCUCGACCUCCACCAAGACGACUAAGGACGUGAUGACCUGCGAGAUGACGGUGACGUCAUCUCCCGGCGGCUCCAGCUCGAGCGCGGUGCCGGCGACUCAGAGUCAGCGGACGGAGGAUAGGAAGCGGAAGGGGAGGGAGGAGGAGGGCGAGUAUCACAGCGAGGAUGCUGAGUUUGAAUCUGUGGAAGUGAAGAAACAAGCUCGCGGAUCAACUUCAUCCAAUAAGCGGUCUCGCGCUGCUGAGGUUCACAACCUCUCUGAAAGGAGGCGUAGAGAUCGGAUCAACGAAAAGAUGAGGGCCUUGCAAGAACUUAUACCACGUUGCAACAAGUCAGACAAAGCUUCUAUGCUGGAUGAGGCGAUUGAAUACUUGAAGUCUCUUCAAUUGCAAGUACAGAUGAUGUCCAUGGGAUGCAGCAUGGUUCCUAUGAUGUUUCCUGGCGUCCAGCAAUACAUGCCACCUAUGGGUAUGGGGAUGGGUAUGGGGAUGGGAAUGGAGAUGGGAAUGAACCGGCCAAUGAUGCCAUUUCCAAAUGUUUUGGCUGGUGGAUCCUUGCAGUCAGCAGCUGCUCAUUUGGGCCAGAGGUUUCCUGUGCCAGCCUUUCAGAUGCCGCCUGUCUUGCAUCCUGAUGCAUCCCGAAUUCAAGUUGCAAACCAGUCAGAUCCCAUGCUAAGCACACUAGGCGCAUCGACCCUGGGCCAACAAAGGCCUCCAAACUUUCCUGAUCCCUAUCAGCAAUUCCUUGGUCUCCACCAGAUGCAGAUGCCAAUACCAAUGCCACAGAAUCAACUAAUACCCCAGCCAAGUACGAGCAAGCCCAGUUCAAGUCCUGGAGGUGAACACGGUGAUGGUCAUCAGUCUGGUACGUUCUUUCAUCUCGUCUCACUUCAAUUUACUGUGAUUGUUUGGAUCACCACUACUUAA
Messenger RNA from Linum trigynum, 1710 nucleotides. The record is from the annotation of a GenBank genome assembly. NCBI's taxonomy places the organism in Eukaryota, Viridiplantae, Streptophyta, Magnoliopsida, Malpighiales, Linaceae.